UAGAUUCAUUAAAGAGCGCACUCACGCCUCUUGUGAAGGCUUUAAGAAGGAUGAACGGGGCAAUUUUCUGGACCCGGACGCAGUGUUGAAGCACCUAAGGGAGAUGAGGCCUGAGUUGGACCUGUCCAGUAGUGUGAAGCUGUAUGAAGAGAUACGUGUUCGAAACAUUGCAGCCGCCAAAGCAGCAAGACCGACCGCGACAACACCAGCAAAGACGACCUCAGUCCAAAAGAGCCAGUCGGUACCACCGCCUCCAGAGCCCUCGGAUUCGCAGACUCAAACUGUGCAGCAGCCGCUUACAUUACAGCAUGUCAAAUCUGCAGAGACUACUCAGACUGAUAGUCCCGCACCGCCAGCACAUUCGCCACAGAUAAAUGGCUUACUGAAUGCACCGCCUACGCCCGAUACUUCCGGUGUAGACACAUUCGCAACUGGCGACGAUAUACUGGCAAAGAAACUGAAGCAGCUGCAAUUUUCCACUGAGAAGAAGCAGUCUAAGGCCCAAACGAGUGGCCCACCAUCAGCUCAACGGACAGGCCCGGACUUCAAUGCCACCGGCAAGCUUGUCAAGAUUCGAGAAGCCAGAGCGGAUAUAUCAGCGCCCUCGAGUGCAGUCGAGCGAAGUAUCCGUCAAGCACCACUACUUGCCGCAAGUAUUGUUGCUGAGCACUACAAAAACCUUGUACCACAAUAUGGUCUCCUGGGCAGUUUGGAGGAGGAAGAUGAUACGCCUGACGACUCUCAAUUAUUCUUGAACACGAACGUGCCCUUCUCGGCAUUCAUUUGCGGUGUUCAAGGCAGUGGCAAGAGCCACACAACAUCCUGCAUUCUUGAGAACGCAAUCAUAGCUUCGUCACAUCUUGGCCACCUCGAAAGCCCUGUCUCAACGUUGGUCUUUAGCUAUGGUGAAUGGAGCAGUGGUGGUGCGGGCUUCAAUAUCAGUGAAUCGACCUUUCUCGGAGCGUCCCAUACGGGGUUCCCGGAUCAUCACGUCAAGAAGGUCACCGUGUUGUACUCGCCGUCCAAUCCAGCCAUUAAGAGAAUGUACGAGCGCCUUCCGAACGUCCAAAUGCUACCAUUUCGUCUGAAAGCGAAGACACUGGAUAUCGGCGUCCUACAUACGUUGAUGGCUGUUGACGAAAAGUCCACCAUGCCGCUGUACAUGGCGACUGUAGAGGCGAUUCUACGCGACAUUGCGUCCAAAAGUGCAGACUGCUCCUUGGAUUAUCUCGAGUUCAAGCGCAGACUUGCAAAAGAGAAGUUCGAUCAGACCCAAACAAACAUGCUGAAGAUGCGCAUGAACCUGCUCGAGUCGUUUCUGGAUCUCGACGGAACAGCACCUGUCCCUGACUUCAAUCAGGGAGAAGUCACCAUCAUUGAUCUGUCUGAUCCUUUCCUCACCCCAAGCACAGCUUGCAUCCUCUUCAAACUUGGACUAGAGCAGUUUCUGCAGUCGAGCGCGCCCGGCAAGAUGGUGGUACUGGACGAGGCUCACAAGUACAUGUUGAACACUUCCGGUGCAAAGAUCCUCACCGACUACCUUACACGAGUCAUUCGUUUACAGCGCCACCAAGGUGCCCGAGUUGUGAUAUCGACACAGGAGCCCACCAUUGCAACAGACCUCAUCGCACUAUGUUCAGUGAUCAUUAUGCACCGUUUCACGAGUCCCACGUGGUAUGCUGCGCUCAAAAAGCACAUCAAUGCUGUAGAGGAUGAUUGGAACAUCAUGCAGCGGAUCGAGGCCUUUGACACUGGAGAAGCGCUUGUUUACUCGCCCAACGCAGUACUGGGGAGACACGAGGACGGAAGCUUGAUCAAGGCUACUGGAAAGUUGAUGAGGGUGAAUGUCAGGAACAGGGUAACGCUGGAUGGAGGAGCGUCUAUCAUGGCCGUGUAGUCAAUCCGAGAGCGCUCGGGGUGUGUACAAAUUCAUUGUGAUCUUGAAUAAUCCAGUCAUC
This is a messenger RNA of Didymella exigua CBS 183.55, 1958 nucleotides long. RefSeq lists its product as uncharacterized. Lineage: Eukaryota; Fungi; Ascomycota; Dothideomycetes; Pleosporales; Didymellaceae. The transcript is spliced from 3 exons. The record is from RefSeq and is a predicted model, not a curated record. Bases 104 to 1897 code for a protein of 597 amino acids.